Messenger RNA from Mesitornis unicolor (brown roatelo), 2594 nucleotides. RefSeq names its product STE20/SPS1-related proline-alanine-rich protein kinase-like. Lineage: Eukaryota; Metazoa; Chordata; Aves; Mesitornithiformes; Mesitornithidae. Gene Ontology annotation, molecular function: ATP binding; protein serine/threonine kinase activity. Gene Ontology annotation, biological process: protein phosphorylation. The record is from RefSeq and is a predicted model, not a curated record. The transcript is spliced from 18 exons. Bases 1 to 1845 code for a protein of 614 amino acids.
AUGGUGCCUUUGUGUCUCCGUUUGCACUUUGUGGCCAUUGAAAAGGGACUGAGGAGGGAUGAGGGUUCAGGUGCUCAGGUCCAUGCAGGUGGCUGGCCUGAACCAGACUCGUGCUCAGCAUCAAGCGAGUGCGGCCAGCGGAGCCCCCCUCCACGGGCAAGGGUUUACUGGCCAGAGGACUUUGUCUUAACUCAGUCUGGGGAAUGGAUCUACGUUAGCCAAAUGGAAGUGAUUCUGCUAGCAUUAGCUGUAUCUUUGCUGAGGAGUAAAUCCUUCUUCCAAGGUAGUGGUGCUACUGCAGUUGUCCAGGCAGCGCUAUGCAAACCCAGGCAAGAACGUGUAGCAAUAAAGAGGAUCAACUUAGAAAAAUGCCAAACCAGUAUGGAUGAAUUACUUAAAGAAAUUCAAGCAAUGAGUCAAUGCAAUCACCCCAACGUGGUGUCCUAUUACACAUCUUUUGUGGUGAAGGAUGAACUUUGGCUGGUUAUGAAGCUGUUAAGUGGGGGUUCAAUGCUUGAUAUAAUAAAGUAUAUUGUCAACAGAGGAGAGCACAAAAAUGGUGUCCUUGAAGAACCAAUAAUAGCAACGAUUCUUAAAGAAGUUUUGGAGGGCUUAGACUAUCUACACAGGAAUGGGCAAAUUCACAGAGAUUUGAAGGCUGGCAACAUUCUUCUGGGUGAAGAUGGCUCUGUACAAAUAGCAGAUUUUGGUGUUAGUGCAUUUUUAGCAACGGGAGGUGAUGUUACUCGUAACAAAGUAAGGAAAACAUUUGUUGGUACUCCAUGUUGGAUGGCCCCUGAAGUGAUGGAGCAGGUGCGAGGUUAUGACUUCAAGGCUGAUAUGUGGAGUUUUGGGAUAACAGCCAUUGAGUUAGCGACCGGAGCGGCACCUUAUCACAAAUACCCUCCUAUGAAAGUGUUAAUGCUGACACUUCAAAAUGACCCUCCCACCUUAGAGACAGGUGUAGAGGACAAGGAGAUGAUGAAAAAGUAUGGCAAAUCCUUUAGAAAACUAAUUUCAUUAUGCCUUCAAAAAGAUCCUUCCAAAAGGCCCACAGCAGCAGAACUUUUAAAAUGCAAAUUUUUCCAGAAAGCCAAGAAUAGAGAAUACCUGAUUGAAAAGCUUCUCACUAGAACACCUAAUAUAGCUCAAAGAGCAAAAAAGGUCAGACGGGUACCGGGUUCCAGUGGUCACCUCCAUAAAACAGAAGAUGGGGACUGGGAGUGGAGUGAUGAUGAAAUGGAUGAGAAAAGCGAGGAAGGCAAAGCUGCUGUUUCUCAGGAAAAGUCACGAAGAGUGAAAGAAGAGGAGAACACGGAGGUAAAAAUGUCUUUAUCAAUUUUUUUCUCUUCCAAGUGUUUGAGAGAUUACUUGGAACUGAGACUAGUGCAGCUUGUUGCUGCUGGCGUGCACCUGGCCUUUAGGCUGCACAUUGCUAUCUGCCGACAUAACAGGUCCAUUGAAGAGGCAGAUAUAAUAGCAGUAGUUUAUAUGAAUGGAGAGAACUUAGUUGAAACUCAGCCUGCUGUUAGUGAUGAAUAUAGUGAAGUUCCUUGUGCAGUGAAUCUUGUCUUAAGAUUAAGGAACUCCAGGAAAGAGCUUAAUGACAUACGGUUUGAGUUUACUCCAGGCAGAGACACAGCAGAUGGCGUUUCUCAGGAGCUGUUCUCUGCAGGCCUGGUUGAUGGCCAUGAUGUAGUUAUAGUUGCUGCUAACUUACAGAAGAUAGUAGAUGAUCCAAAGGCCUUGAAAACAUUGACUUUUAAGUUGGCCUCUGGCUGUGAUGGCGCUGAGAUUCCCGAUGAAGUGAAACUGAUUGGGUUUGCUCAGUUAAGUGUCAGCUGAUGUCUGUCCUUUGACCCCAAGCCGAAUUGUGAGAUUGCGAAGAGGCCAGCUUAGAUGCAAAAGAAAAUUACUGCACCACACACUGAGUUCUGCUUCAUUCUCUAGCAAUUCACAAAGUCAGAACAAGCAAAGCCCACACAGCUGCACCGCUGCUGCUAACGUUCAAAAUGCUACUAAAUGUCUCUUAGCAGUUGAUUUGGAUUCCCUCGAAGUAAAAAGCCUGUGGAAACGCACUCAGGUUGCUGUAUUUAUUGGUUACAAAAGGAAUUUUCUAUCAAGCUUACUUCUUUCAUAAACUUUGAGGGAUACUAUUUUACCUGUACUUGUGGUUGAUAAUACUGCCUCUGUUCUGUUCUAUUUAGGAAUUAACAUAAAUAUGAAAGUUAAGAAUUAUUAGCCAAACUUGAAUUCUAGUUUUAAAACUGACUGUGAAUUUUAUUUUUCAUAUAUUUAUGCAUUACACAUCCUAGUAAUAAGAAAAUUAUUUGACUUGAUUAUGUGCUAUUUGCAGUUAAUCUCCCAUUAUUUAAGAAAAGUUUCAGGUAUAUCUUUGAAGGAUUUGGUAACUUCUAGGGUUGGUUUUUUUUUUAAUUAAUUAAUUAGGCAUUAGCAAGCAUUUGUUGGUUGUGUGUUUAAAAACCAGUCCACAAACUGAUUGUCAAGGGAGUGGGAGGUGCCUUGCAGACAUUAAUGUUUUAAGAAUGUGCCUGAGGCUGCUUCAAUAAAUAAUCUCCAUUUUCUAGAAGUAC